GAAAAUAAAGAACUCCAUUACCCAUAAACCCUUCUGUUAAUGCGUCACACUAGAGAAAUUUAUCAUGGAGGACUCCGUUGCUGUUGAGAAGAGCCCGGAGGAGGCGCCCUCAGUCCUGAGCUCCAGACCUCAGACUGCUCUGUCCUUCCUGGCACCAGAACCAGAGGAUCUGGAGGACCUCUACAGCAGAUACAAGAAGCUGCAGCAGGAGCUGGAGUUCCUGGAGGUGCAGGAGGAGUACAUCAAGGAUGAGCAGAAGAACCUGAAGAAGGAGUUCCUUCACGCUCAGGAGGAGGUGAAGAGGAUACAGAGCAUCCCUCUGGUCAUCGGCCAGUUCCUGGAGGCUGUGGACCAGAACACCGCCAUCGUUGGCUCCACCACAGGGUCCAACUACUACGUGCGAAUCCUGAGCACCAUCGACAGAGAACUGCUGAAGCCCAACGCCUCGGUGGCUCUGCACAAACACAGCAAUGCUCUGGUGGACGUCCUUCCUCCGGAGGCCGACAGCAGCAUCAUGAUGCUGACUUCAGACCAAAAGCCAGACGUGAUGUACGCCGACAUCGGAGGCAUGGACAUCCAGAAGCAGGAGGUCAGGGAGGCUGUGGAGCUGCCGCUCACACACUUUGAGCUCUAUAAACAGAUCGGCAUCGACCCCCCCAGAGGAGUCCUGAUGUACGGACCGCCAGGCUGUGGGAAGACCAUGCUGGCCAAGGCGGUGGCCCACCACACCACCGCGGCCUUCAUCCGGGUGGUGGGUUCGGAGUUCGUCCAGAAGUAUCUGGGCGAAGGUCCUCGGAUGGUGAGGGACGUCUUCCGGCUGGCCAAGGAAAACGCUCCUGCCAUCAUCUUUAUCGACGAGAUUGACGCCAUCGCCACCAAGCGCUUCGACGCUCAGACCGGAGCUGACAGGGAAGUGCAGCGGAUCCUGCUGGAGCUGCUGAACCAGAUGGACGGCUUUGACCAGAACGUCAACGUCAAGGUCAUCAUGGCCACCAACAGGGCGGACACUCUGGACCCCGCCCUGCUGCGCCCGGGCCGCCUGGACAGGAAGAUCGAGUUCCCGCUGCCCGACCGCAGACAGAAACGCCUCAUCUUCUCCACCAUCACCAGUAAGAUGAACCUGUCGGAGGAGGUGGACCUGGAGGACUACGUCGCCCGACCCGAUAAGAUCUCUGGAGCCGACAUCAACUCCAUCUGCCAGGAGGCCGGCAUGCUGGCUGUACGCGAGAACAGGUACAUCGUCCUCGCCAAAGACUUUGAGAAAGCGUAUAAGACGGUCAUCAAGAAGGACGAGCAGGAGCACGAGUUCUACAAGUAGAGAGCGUCGCGCUGAAAGGCGUCUGACGGACGCUGAUCUCUGUCCGUUCGUCUGAGUGGAUUUAUAACCUGGUCAGGCCUGACUCCGCCCACAGACACGCAGCCAUGACUUCUGCUGCUUCCUUCAGCAUCAGACCCUGACUGUAGCUAUAGUUUGUUUCUGUGUGCUCAUUAAACAAGGUGUUAAUAAAAUAAGAAAUAAAGACGUUUUCCAAAGAAAG
Molecule: messenger RNA, 1538 nt
Organism: Cyprinodon variegatus (sheepshead minnow)
Lineage: Eukaryota; Metazoa; Chordata; Actinopteri; Cyprinodontiformes; Cyprinodontidae
Gene: psmc4
Product: proteasome 26S subunit, ATPase 4
Exons: 11
Coding region: 65-1318 (417 amino acids)
Biological process (GO): proteasome-mediated ubiquitin-dependent protein catabolic process
Cellular component (GO): proteasome regulatory particle, base subcomplex
Molecular function (GO): proteasome-activating activity; ATP hydrolysis activity; ATP binding
Source: RefSeq, a predicted model, not a curated record